This is a messenger RNA of Myotis daubentonii (Daubenton's bat), 2062 nucleotides long. RefSeq names its product WT1 transcription factor (gene WT1). The record is from RefSeq and is a predicted model, not a curated record. Lineage: Eukaryota; Metazoa; Chordata; Mammalia; Chiroptera; Vespertilionidae. Gene Ontology annotation, molecular function: DNA-binding transcription factor activity, RNA polymerase II-specific; RNA polymerase II cis-regulatory region sequence-specific DNA binding. Gene Ontology annotation, biological process: regulation of transcription by RNA polymerase II; negative regulation of apoptotic process; negative regulation of cell population proliferation. Gene Ontology annotation, cellular component: nucleus.
CCUAGGGCUCGGAACGUCGGAUGCGGGGCGGCCCGGACUUCGGGAGGCAACCCAGCUACUUAAGGCAAAUUGAAGCAGCUCUCCAGGCUCCGGUAGAGAGAAUGACAAUUUAUACCAGAUGACCUCCCAGCUUGAAUGCAUGACCUGGAAUCAGAUGAACUUGGGAGCCACACUGAAGGGAGUUGCUGCUGGGAGCUCCAGCUCAGUGAAAUGGACAGAAGGGCAGAGCAACCACAGCACAGGGUAUGAAAGCGAUAACCACACCACACCCAUCCUCUGUGGCGCCCAGUACAGAAUACACACCCACGGUGUCUUCAGGGGCAUUCAGGACGUUCGGCGUGUGCCCGGAGUAGCCCCGACUCUUGUCCGUUCGGCAUCUGAGACCAAUGAGAAACGCCCCUUCAUGUGUGCUUACCCGGGCUGCAAUAAGAGAUAUUUUAAGCUGUCUCACUUACAGAUGCACAGCCGGAAGCACACUGGUGAGAAACCAUACCAGUGUGACUUCAAGGACUGUGAGCGAAGGUUUUCUCGUUCAGACCAGCUCAAAAGACACCAAAGGAGACACACAGGUGUGAAACCAUUCCAGUGUAAAACUUGUCAGCGAAAGUUCUCCCGGUCCGACCACCUGAAGACCCACACCAGGACUCAUACAGGUAAAACAAGUGAAAAGCCCUUCAGCUGUCGGUGGCCCAGUUGUCAGAAAAAGUUCGCCCGGUCAGACGAAUUAGUCCGCCAUCACAACAUGCACCAGAGAAACAUGACCAAGCUCCAGCUGGCACUUUGAGGGGGCCAACCCAGGGACAGACCUGUGUCCCAGGCAGGACAGUGUGGGAACUGCUUUCCAAUCUGACUUUAAAAAUCCCUCCUCAUUCACCACUCUAAGAAGGAAAUGGCAGUUCGCCUUCAUCCAGCUUCCAAGACAAGAUGCGUGUACUACUGGAUCCCACCAGGUUUCCCCGGAGAAGGUGGCCUCCACUCUGCCAACUUGUAGUUGACUCACAAGGCCCCGGAGAGGUGGCCAACGACAGACAUCGCCGUUUGGUCUGGAUUUCCCAGUGUAAGAAGAGCCAUUGUUGAGAAGGUUCCCCCACCCUCUUCUUUUACGCUCAUUUUCACUGGGAUGGAGUCAUUGUACCAUUUUCCAUCAUAGAAUAUUUAUAGGCCAGGGCAUGUGUAUGUGUCUGCUAAUGUAAACUUUGUCAUGGUUUCCAUUUACUAACAGCUAUAGCAAGAAAUAAAUCAGAGAGCAGGGCCCUGGGGGUGAGACCCGUCCGACAGUGCGGAGGUUAGGCAGGCUGCUGUGCGCUGCCAGGCAGUUUUUAAAGCUCGUGUGUUUCAAGCAGCUGAAAAAAAGAAUCAGAACUAACUAGCAACUCUGUAGAGAAAUAUGAAGGAAUAUUACCAUUCAAUUAAUUCAAUGUUAACAUUAACACAAUGCUCUUAAGACACCGUGUUUGAAGAUCUGAGAUUUUGGUUUUGUGUUCAUUUUUGACUUUUUGAAUUGUAGUCAUAUGCGUCUUCUGAGAUGUACGUAUCUCCUCCACAAAGGAAGUGGAAUUCGUUUUUAUCAUGUGGGGUGUCCUUAGGGUCCUUCAAGUGUACAGGCCACGCUGGUUAUGUGGCUUCAAGUUGUAAAAAUUAAAGCGACUCGAAAAGAAAUAGGGCUGAUCUGAGAUCUCACUGAUAAGACUGUUCUUUAGUAACUUAAGUAACUUUGGAUCUACAAGUAUAUGUGCAAAAAAUGAUACUAGGGUGAGGAAAUCCAUUGUUUAAAGGUAAUUGGAUGUGUGUGAUUUUUUCUUUUUCGGAUUUUUAAGGGAGGGAGUUGUUUAUUUACUGUUGCUUGAAAUUAUUGUGUAAAUAUAUCUAUCUGAUAAUGAUUUGCUCUUUGACAACUAAAGUUAGGAAAUGUAUAAAUGUUAGAUGCAUCACUGUCUCGGUGUUGAUCUUACAACGUAUGGAUAACACUAAAAAUGUAACCUGCAUUUUUUUCACUUCGCUCUCAAUUAAAGUCUAUUCAAAAGGAAAGUGGCAAGAUUCUAUCAGCCCUAUUGAGCUCAAA